AUGCUGAGCUUCACUGAAUACACUUUACAGGACCUCCACGGGCACAAGGAUUAUCGCUCGACCUAUCUCUGUUAUACGAACUACGUUUGUACCUGUCGGGAACAGGAUGAUGAGCAGGCUUUGAGACUGGAUUACACGGAGGAGUUCAGAGCCGCCUGCAAGAAUGAGUACAAUGUUAUAAUUACAAACAAAGUUCCGGAAGCAGUGCGAGCAGGAGCAGCGGACUUGCUUACCGGCGAGAUCGACCACCAAGUAGAAGCUGCUAAGGAGGAGCUUGGUCACAGCAGAUCCGCUACGACACGGCCGCUACAUGAAUCAUCCGCAAAUGCCCUUCCUCCCCUGAGUUCUAGUUCAGAGACCACGCAGUACGAUCACGCGCAGCAGUCAGACGAGCCUAACCAAAGCGAUGGUUCGACUGACAGAUUCCACGAGGAGAACCAACCUGAAGUUGACUUGACCGAGGAAGAGAUCACACGCGCCAAGGCCACCCCCUUCUACGACCUCAUCCUACAUAUCUUCAAGAAGACACGCGGAGAGGUGACGACACUCCCUGAUUUCCCGACGUCUAUUUCAUCUUUGAAUCACAAGGAGAUGGCCAAGUACGCGUACAAAGACCUGGACAAGUCUAGCAAUGUUAGCAAGGACAUAAUCAAUGGGAUUUACACUUCAUCAACGAUCAAAUUCGAGUCGCUUCUUCCUUGGCUCUCGCCGAGGAUGUCAACGGUGGAGGCAUUGCUAUCGGACCUGUUGUCGGCGUUGUGCCCUGGCAUAAAAGAAGACCCCUAUGCAGAGCCAAGUCUCCUGGAUUUGCAGCUGAAGGUCUGGGAGCUGCUUUCGCAGUUCGCGAAACUGACAGUGAGAGACAAGGAACAAAAGGCUGUUCACGCAGCUCUCAUGACCAUGAGCCACAUUUGUUCAUUGCUGGCGAUAGGACAGCUCGAACCUCCGACGUCAGAGCAUGUCUAUGUCUCUGCUUGGACACAAAUUUUUAACACACUCUUUCACGGUUCCAAAGUCAGAGCCAUCCCAGGAGAACUGAUGUCGACAGCAGCCAAAAAUUGCCGCUUGCUAAUCGAGGAUGAGUUUGGCCAGACGAACAAGUACAUUUGCGGAAGGAAGGUGGACAUGAGCAUUCGAGUGUAUGCUGAUCAUACUUGGGACAACGAGAUUUGCGUCUUCGAGUUCAAGUCAAGCAACGCCUCGGAAGCUCUUUGUCGACAGCAGCAGCGAAAGUCCGUUCGCCUCAAUGGUGCUAUCCUUUUGGACCUAGAGAAAAGGGGACUGGACAUCACGAAGAGCUAUCCCGUCAUCGCAGAGGGACGGGGCCUAGUCGUGGACUUCUACACUUUGCGUCGCUACGAGGACAUUCUUGGAGCAGGCCGUUCUACGAUGUCUAGUGUUUGGCUCCCAUCUCAUGUAUCUCAGCUCAAGCCUUUCCUGAAGUCUAAUUCGCUCCACGUGUUGUUGGAAUUUGCUGGUUAUCCUGAGUCAGAGAAUUCGGAAAUUCCCUACGAGAACUUCGACUCGAAAAAAGCCAUCUCGCUGUAUUACCAGAGAAUCAACAAAAAGAACCCACAUCGGGGAGCUGUGUUACGUGUUUCGAUCAAAAAGUCCAAACCGAAGGGCGACAGAGUCUCAUCUGGAAUUCAGAAGAAAUCACUUGCAGAUCUCGACAAGAAUGGUCUCGUGCGGUCUAUGAACUGGCGCCACCCAACGUCUUCUUUGGAGAUUGGCACAGUGCGUGCGAACGUCAGACGCGCGGUGAUGGACGGAGUUGCCGGUACUGACGCUCUUACCAAGGAGCGUCAGGAGGUAGUCGAUUGUUUCCAGGAGGCCCCACGGCUGGCUGCGGGCGUGAAGCUGGACAAUCCUGCGAAUAUCGAUAAGGAUGAGGAGGAUGCCGGCGGCAUCAAGGAGAACGACGACUCCGAUGUCGCGAACAGGCAGGACAAGGAGUUCCACUUCUUAAUCUCUUUCCUGACGUAUCUCUAUUCAGGAAAUUACCCGAAGGAGAACUCCAAGGCAGGCGGCGUUGCUAAUCAGCUUGUUGUCUGGUUGGUGAAGGACGGGAUACAUGAUCCAUUUCGGGCGCGCAGGGAACUUCAGGAAACCGCACCAUUCACACCGACGUAUUUGGUCCGAUCUGUGUCUGGUCAGCUGGCUGUCGAGCUGAGGCGAGUGUAUGGGCAUAGGAGCCGUGAUCUCCACGAUAAGCUCAAGGUCAUGAAGGACAAGGGCAUAGUAAGAGGAGAUGUCGACAUUCAAAUUCGACCAGAUGUUUCCGCCGUCGAGAACUUUCCCUACUUGAACAAACUCACGGGAAACAGCCGUCGGAUUGGAGAUUGCAGCCUUUUCUGGAAGCGUACAUCGCUGAAAGAAAGAUUGGUGCGGGUGGGCGAGUUGGAUAACUCGACCAUCACCUCAGUGAACGACCUUGACACAUGGAUAGCAGGAAAAGAGCCCGGUUAUAUCAUCAAGAACUUUGUCGCCGACGUCGCCCCUCAAGGUCUCACAAGUCGACAGCGGAAGCAAGCAGAUCAUCGAUCUGCGGUCAAGCUGUGGUCCUUGGAUCAGAUCCGGAGUCACUUGGUGGAUGUCCAGAAUGAAUGGCUCGACCCCAUUACCUAUGCCACGAAGGGAUAUGUCCUCCGAGGCUCUCUAAAGACCGACGGGUUCAGGAUACAGUUGUUGGCAUUCAAGCUUCGAGAGCUUCAGGAUGUUCGAUUUCGCCGUAUCGCAGAGGACAGGCUGCCCUCAAGAUUGACUUCGACUGUUGGCGGAAUCGAUUACUUCCUGCCCGAGAUCAGGAAUGUCAUUACCAGCAAGGACGACGUCACCAAAUAUUGGCCAGGAGUUCAACCCGAAGAGAUCAAGGCGUUGACUUUGGACGGUGGAAGGCAUCAACAGACAACAACCUCGCCUCUGGUGUCAACAAGGGCGGUGUUUCACAAUCUGACGGUGAAACAAAAGGCGGUGUAUCAACCAACAUUCCGCUUCCGUCGGUGGCUGGAGGGCGAGAAGCAGGCAUUGCUGGAUGUGGGUGAGGAACACCGAACGAUUGCAAGAAUCGAGACUGAACUUCCGCCUUUGAAAGGCGAGGGGGCGAGUGUGAUCAACUACACUGCAGAGCUGAGGCGAGUCGAGGAGAGACUAUUGAAGUUCUAUGCGGGCCUAGACCAGCUGUACAAACGCCACAAGUGGGACAAGGAGCGUGCCCGUCAGUAUGAGUACCAAUUACUUGCCGACCGCCUCCUUGGUAUCGUUGGAGGAAGUAUUGGGCGUCGAUAUGAUCCAGUAAACCCUGUCUUGAUUGGAGUAGGACUGGGCAAGUUCUCGAUUAGGAGUGGACUCUCCUCUCUUGACUCCACUUUCCUAUCUUUUUUUGUGCAGAAGGCACGGUCGUUGGGUUACCUGGUCGUUGGACUCAAUGGGUAUUAUACGAGCAAGAAAUGUCCUCACUGUGGGCUAUUCGUCGCCCAGGUCACCCUCCGCCGUUUCUUUUGCCCAACCUGCCACGUUUGUCACCACCGUGACGUUAUGGCGGCUGAGAACAAGGCCAACCUUGUGCGAGGAUAUCUUGAGAAGCAGCAGCGUCCAGAGCACCUCCAGCCUGUGGCUCCGGACGGAUCUCUUCCUUGGAUGGCUAGUGCCGGCGCAGGAUCAGAACACUCUCGAACACAACCCCUGGAAGCGGCAGCAGCGGGAGCACUGGCACAAUGA
Molecule: messenger RNA, 3720 nt
Organism: Linnemannia hyalina
Lineage: Eukaryota; Fungi; Mortierellomycota; Mortierellomycetes; Mortierellales; Mortierellaceae
Source: the annotation of a GenBank genome assembly